Molecule: messenger RNA, 1206 nt
Organism: Charadrius vociferus (killdeer)
Lineage: Eukaryota; Metazoa; Chordata; Aves; Charadriiformes; Charadriidae
Product: alpha-1-antitrypsin-like
Exons: 5
Coding region: 1-1206 (401 amino acids)
Biological process (GO): negative regulation of endopeptidase activity
Molecular function (GO): serine-type endopeptidase inhibitor activity
Source: RefSeq, a predicted model, not a curated record
AUGAUGAAGGCCAUCGUCCCACUGUGCUUGCUGGUGGCCACGCUUCACCUCACCGUCCACAGCCUGACCCAGACCAACCACCACAAUGACAAGCCCAAGGCAACUGACCCCCAAGAGCCACAUCCCCAUGAAGGAGAUCAUCUUGGGUCCUGCCGACAGAUAAUCCCCAGCAACACAGACUUUGCCUUCCGGUUUUACAGGCAAGCAACCAUCCAAGAACCUGGCAAGAACAUUUUCUUUUCCCCAGUCAGCAUCUCCACUGCCUUUGCCCUGCUGGCCCUGGGCUCCAGAGCCACCAGCCAGGCUCAGGUGUUGGAAGGGCUGGCCUUUAACCUCACCAACACCCAGGAGGAACUGAGCAUGGGGAACACCCUGUUCAUGGACAAACACCUGAAACCACUGAAAACAUUUCUGAAAAACAUAAAAAAAUUGUACAAAGGAAAAGUUGUUUCUAGUAACUUCCAGAAUUCCACUGAGGCUAAAAAAGAGAUCAAUGAACAUGUAAAGAACAAAACCCAUGGGAAUAUAAACCAAAUACUUAAAGACCUCGAUCCAAACACUCUAAUGGUAAUCAUUAACUACAUUUAUUUCAAAGCCUACUGGGAAAAUCCUUUCAAUAUUAAGAGGACUCACAAGGAUUAUUUCCAUGUGAAUGUGAAGACCUCAGUUGAAGUGAAUAUGAUGACUCGAGAUGGAUUUUAUAAAACAUACUCUGACAGGAAGCUGUCUUGUGAGGUGGUGCAGAUUCCUUACAAGGGAGAUGUUGCAGCGUUGUUUAUCCUGCCCAAUAAAGGAAAAAUGAAACAGUUGGAAGAUGCCCUGACAAAAGACACCAUGUCUAAAUGGGAAAAAUCACUUGAAAGACGGAGGAUAGAAGUGUAUAUUCCAAAACUAUCGAUUUCAGGCACCUAUGACUUAAAGAAGAUAUUCAUGAAUAUAGGUGUAACUGAUGUGUUUUCUGACCGGGCUGAUCUGUCUGGAAUCACAGGAAAGCCUGAUGUGAAGGUUUCAAAAGCUGCUCACAAGGCCCUGCUGAAGAUCCACGAGAACGGCACAGAAGCUGCAGCAGUCACUAGCACAGAUUUUCUUCCUCAUUCUGUUCCUCCUGUCGUUAAAUUCAAUCGUCCAUUUUUGCUGUUCAUUGUUGAUCAAUAUACUCAAAGCAUCCUCUUCAUGGGAAAAAUUGUAAACCCAACUGAAAAAUGA